AAGCUGCGCUGGCAUCCUGUCGUGAUGCCGCUGGGCCUGAAAUACGAGACGCUGUCCAGGAGUAGCCCUUGUAUUGUCGCAGCACACAAUCUGCGACAAUGGAGCCUGGAUCGCUAUCGCCUGGUGCCCGAGCGGAAAAGCAGCGAGCCGAACUUCGCCCACCUGGACCGCAUUGACCUCAUAGGAGGCAACGGAAGGUGGCGGCAGAAGCGGGCAGAGGAAGAAUUUGCCAGACGAGCGAUAGAGGAGGAAAAGAAACUGAGAGAGCUGCAGGAGGCGGAGGAGAAGAGGCGCCAGCGCAAGCUGGCCUUCCAGGCGCGUAGGCGCCGGCAGCAGGAGGAGGAGGAUCGCCGUCGCAAAGAGGAGCGAGAACGACAGCGCCAAGAGACGGUCCGCAUGGAGGAGUUGCGUCGCAUCGAGGAGCAGCGCGAUAGGGUGCGGCGGGAGCAGGAGGAGAAGGAGUGGCUCGCGCGGCAGCCGAAGCCCUGCGAGGUGUGCUCAGGCUCCGGGAAGUGCGUGGCGUGCCUGGGCGUGGGGACCAACCCGGCGCUCUUUCUGGCGUCGGAGUGUGGCUACAAGACCCCCAAGGACUACGGCCGACGACCACAAGGCUGCGACGGCUGCUACGGCUUCAAGCAGAACCUCCUGGCCGAGCUGAAAAAGGGCACCGGGCGGUGUCCGAACUGCGACGGCUGGGGCAAGAUCCGGCCGGAUAUCGACCUCACCUCGCCCAUGGGACGCACCAAGAGGAACAGCAUCGCCCAAGCUGCGACAGGUUUCUUCAACUCGUCCGUGUGAGGCAGUCUCAUUUCUCACCCGAGUGUCACUUCAGCAUGUUGAAUCCGUUUGGCG
Messenger RNA from Effrenium voratum, 852 nucleotides. NCBI's taxonomy places the organism in Eukaryota, Dinophyceae, Suessiales, Symbiodiniaceae. The record is from the annotation of a GenBank genome assembly.